Molecule: messenger RNA, 1601 nt
Organism: Aedes albopictus (Asian tiger mosquito)
Lineage: Eukaryota; Metazoa; Arthropoda; Insecta; Diptera; Culicidae
Gene: P5cr-2
Exons: 4
Coding region: 473-1291 (272 amino acids)
Biological process (GO): L-proline biosynthetic process
Molecular function (GO): pyrroline-5-carboxylate reductase activity
Source: RefSeq, a predicted model, not a curated record
AUUGAAUCAUUUUGUAUUAGUAAACCGUGUGGCAGACGCGAUGAUUAUUCUAGCCCAAAAAUAUUACCGAUACGAUAAGAUUCUGGACCAACCGGGAAUCCAUCAAUAUCGUAUUCGAAAAAUGAAACGAACUCCAUUUUUCCUGGCAUCAGAAAAUGUUAAGAAAAAGAUGAACAUUCUCGUACAUUAUCAUUUUUUCCUUUCAACAAUACAUGCCUACAACGACAAUCAUUUCCAGCCGAGAUCAUUUAGAAGCACUUUCAAGAUUAUCAGCUGUGUCUUAUCAGUGCUGCUACAAACUAACGGAGAUUGUUUACAUUCAAUACACUGCAUAUAGCACAACUUGAUUGCAUGUGUGCCACAAUAUGGAUCAUCAGUAGUCGGGAUCGGACCAAACUGCACAUCGGACGUAAGAAUUUGAAGAAACAUAAGCGUCCUAUUUGGAAACAAUUGUGAAGGUACUUGUUCCAGCAUGAGUAAUAUACUGAAAAUCGGAUUUCUUGGUGGCGGUAAAAUGGCACAAGCGAUGGCCAAAGGUUUCAUAUCAGCGGGUUUAACUAAAAGUGAAAACAUGACCGCAAGUUUCCACCCGUCUGACGUGCCAAACAUUGAGGCGUUCAAAUCCUUCGGUGUCGAAACAUUUACAGAAAACGUUUCAGUUGUGAAGCGGUCAGAAGUGAUAUUUGUAUCCGUAAAACCUUCGGUGGUUCCAACUGUUCUGGAAAAUGUUCGACCCGUGAGUGACGAGAAGUUGUUUCUUUCAAUUGCCAUGGGAGUUAAACUGGCAGAUUUGGAGAAGUCGCUUUCGUCAAAAGCUCGCGUAAUUCGAGUGAUGCCCAAUACCCCUGCUCUAGUCCGCAGCGGAGCUUCCGUGUAUGUACGAGGAAAAGCAGUAACUCAAGAUGAUUGCUCUGUGACACAAAAAUUGUUAGAGGCCAUCGGAACUUGCGAAGAAGUUGCGGAGAGUAUGAUGGAUCCCGUGACAGCACUCUCAGGUAGUGGACCAGCGUAUAUUUUUGUACUAAUAGAAGCAUUAGCCGAUGGAGGAGUAAGAAUGGGCCUACCUAGGGAUUUGGCUUACCGAUUAGCAUCGCAGACUGUUCUCGGUGCUGGUCAACUAGUUCGUGAUACUGGACGUCAUCCUGGACAACUGAAAGACGAUGUAACGAGCCCAGCCGGGUCUACAGCUGCGGGAUUGGCGUUUUUGGAGCAAAAUGCAUUCCGACAUGCAGUGGCUGGGGCAGUAGAAGCAGCGACACUUCGAUGCCGGGAGGUUUCGGGCAAUAAAUAAAAUCUAUAGCAUUCUUUCCAUCUCCAUUGCAUUGUCAACUCAUUCUCAAAUGCAUGGAACGUCUCAGAAACUGUAGAUACUUAUUAGGCUUAUAAAUAAUACUAAACAUCGCUCGAAAACAAUAAAAAUGUCACGAUUGGUUGAGAGAAACCAACAAUUACAACAAGAGAAAAAUGAACCGUUUAGUAGGUCUAAGCACUUUCCGUCGGAAAAGUGCAGUCAUCAUUCAAAUCUUCCAGUAGCUAACGGUGGAGAUGUGAACAUUUGAAAACAAAUGCAUACCUUGAUUCGAGUGGCAAGUUAAGUUUUA